AAAUCUUAAUUGACCAUAAACAAUAAAAUGGCGUUCGGUUUUUUGUGUGUGCGAUAAAGUAAUUGUUUUCAUGAAAUCCUGGAUUCCAUCCAACAUUUCUCAAUUUUAUAGUAUGUCUUGACAAUAGUUUAUCAUUAUGAAGCGUGAUAAUGUCUUCAAAAAGUUAAAUAGCAUACCGUUAAUUGCAAAUAAUGUGCGUGUCAGUGUUCGUUGUAGCGUCGUUGUCCUAUGCCGCCUUUUAUAUUGAGUUGAUUAUACCAAUUACCGAGUGUUCUUCCUAGUAUAAUAACGAGAGUCGUCGUAAUAAAGCAAUAAAAACUAUGGAUUAGUUGUAAUAACGUAGUUUUUUCGGCGUUGGUGUCGAUGAGUGCGUUUUGCGUGUGUGGUUGUGUAGACGUACAUACAUGUCCGCAAAGAUAAAACUGUCAUGAGGACUGUUUACUAUCAAAUGUAUUUGUGUUAGUGGGUUUUAUUUUUUUCACAUAGUGAAGUUUGAUUAUUUUCUUUGGUGACAAUGUGUAUGCCUACACCUAAUAAUGUCCCGGGUUUCGGUUACUCGUGGUUUACAAGUUCGGCGGAUCUUACCAAGGGUGAAGUGGAGACGCCGAGUAGCCUCAGUUACACCCUGGGCAACACGGUCCCUGAAACAACAUUGACUGUUAUGUCACACAAAACGCCACAAGUGCAGGAGAAAGUUGGUGCAGUGGCUGUUGCAGUGUCAAACGCAGGAGUGCAAGUUACAAGGGUGGUUACAACAGGGACUCCUGUUACAGCAAGACGAGCAAUGUUUGUGUUAAAUGAAGCACCAACGCAUAUAAACAGGGUGUCACAGCAGAACCAAACUGCAACAAUACACACAGCGAAUUUAACAGCAAAACCGUUCAUGACACCACUUGGUCCGCUCCAACUAACACCAGAAGAAUGCAACGAGAUCUUAAUGAAGCGGGCCCUGCAAGCCCAGGGUAUUGCCACACCUGUUAUAGAUACAUCACAACUUAAUCACACUUUACUUAAUGGGGGGUUGAAGACGUUGGAAGAGGCUACUAAUCAACAGGCCCAGGCGGAGACAAUACAAACACCUACAGUACAGCAUCAUCUGUUGCACACUAAACAGGAGCCUGGGACAGCUAAUAGUUCACCUAAAGCGGUGUACUCACAGACGGAGAUGAUGAAUACAAAUACGGUGAUGACAACGGCACCUCCGUCCGCGGUGAAGGAGCGCCGUUACUCGUGCGACGAGUGCGGGAAGACAUUCCUGCUAAAACAUCACCUCACUACGCAUGCGCGGGUUCACACAGGUGAACGUCCCCACGUGUGCGUGCACUGCGGCAAGGCCUUCGCGCGUAAACACUGUCUGAACACGCACAUGCUGCUGCAUUCCGCGGACAGGCCGUACCGCUGCCACGAGUGCAAGAUGGCGUUCACGCUCAAACACCAUCUAGUGACGCACUCCAGGGUGCACAGUCGCGACCGUCCGUUCGUGUGCACGGAGUGCGGGCGCGGGUUCGCGCUCAACCGCCAUCUCGUGACGCACAGCAAGUACCACGCCGGCGAGCGGCCGUACGUCUGCUCCGAUUGUGGAGAGAGUUUCGCGCAGAAGGAGCACCUGGUGAUGCACAGCCGCUUCCACGGGUCUCAGUCGCCGUUCGUGUGCGGCGACUGCGGCGCGGCGUUCGCGCGCAAGUUCCAGCUCGUGAACCACGGCCGCGUGCACGGCCGCGUGCCGCCCUCCUGCCCCGUCUGCGGCAAGGAGUUCCUGCAGAAGCGCACGCUCGUCGCACACAUCAAAACUCACACAGGGGAAGGCGCCGAAGCUUGCUUAGAAUGUGGCGAGGCGUUCAAAUGUAAAUCGGAUUUGCACCAACACUGUAAAAUGACGCGACACUGUCUUCCACCACAAACUCAUCAACAGCAACAGCAACAGCAGCAACAACAACAGCAACAGCAACAGCAGCAGCAACAACAACAGCAACAGCAGCAGCAACAACAACAACAACAACAACAGCAGCAGCAACAACAACAACAAGCUACUGUCAUAAAGCAAGAUGACUUCAAACCUCAAAUUGUUCAAACACAGCAACAGCAGAGGCAAGUCCAGCAACAACAGAGACAGGUGCAACAACAACAGACCAUAGUCAUAGAGCAGGAUGACUUCAAACCGCAAAUUGUGCAGAGACAAGUGCAACAGCAACAGACUAUAGUGCUAGAGCAGGAUGACUUCAAGCCGCAAAUUGUGCAGGUUAUGGGUGGCGAUGGGCAGAUAGUCUCGGAGAAAACUACGCCAGGCUACGCAUGUCCCGAGUGUGGGUCAUGUUUCAACACAAAGGAGGCGCUGACGCUGCACGUGCGGCUGCACGCGGGCGACCGCACCACGGUGACGGACCUGUGCGCGCUCACGGCCGCGCUGCAGCCCGGCCUCGUCGCGCACGCGCCCAAUUUCGUUGUUUCAGAUCAACCUAUACAAAUUAUAUCUUCAAACCCCAACAACGUGGUACACACGCAAGUCAUAGCCACGAAUCACCAUGUCACACCCGCACGGCCGAAGAUACACUUCUGCGGGGACUGCGGGAAAGGUUUCGCGGCUAAACAUGGUUUACUAGCGCAUCAAAGAAGGCAUCCGGACGGCAGUUGUACGCUGCGAACACAUGUGUGCGACCAGUGCGGGAAGGCGUUCUUCCAGAAGAACCACCUCAUGCUGCAUCAGCGACAACACAUGGACCUACCGCCGAGAUCGGUACGUUUGAGUCAAGCGCAAGUGAACGCGCAAGCGCAACAGGAGGCGCAACAGGCUGCGCAACAAGCUGCGCAACAGGCCGCGCAACAGGUGCAGCAACAGGUGCAGCAGCAGGUGCAACAACACCAGGUGCAGCAUCAAACCAGUCUAGAAAUGGACCAGGAUCAUCAGCAACCAACGCAUAUACAAGUGGUAACGAACAGGUCGGGGCAGGUGAUCGGCAACCAGAUAGUGGUGGGCACGGUGGGCCGGCGGCUAGUGGGGCAGCACGUGCACAUCGUGGGCCGCGACCCCAAACCCAUCGCGCAGCUCAAGCACCAUCACACGAGACACCACACCACGAGUGGGGAUGUGAAAGAAGUCGGCGGGCUGGUCCUGUCAGCGGGGAGAGGGACGGGUCUAAUCAAGUACGAGAUCGCCCUCCCGCAGCCCACGUCUGUGGUCCAAGUUCAGCAGCUGGACUGAGUCAAGUGCGAGCCCGAUAACAUGCUUGUUUGGCUCAAAAACGUUAAUACAAACGACAAGGUGGCAUUCUAAAGUGCACGCCUUGGACUCAGUGCGGCCGUGAUAAAUAAACUAUCGUGUAAGUCCAAUUAUCCCAUUCCUAAGUGGGGUUAAGGAGAUGCAUAAGACUCGGGUGAACUUGUCGAGAAUCCACUGCCAAUAUGCCUCUGUUUCAGUUAAGUGCAAGCUUUUAUGCCUUUUGACACUGACUUGUGAAAUAGUUUUAAAUAAGCAAAGGAAAUGCAGCCGUAAAGCCAGCGUCGGCUUUACAAGAACCUCACCAAAACAAAGGUCUUCCGACAGUCGACUGCGGCGACGAGAAUUUAAAAAUAUAUGAAUCUGACACGAACAUAUAGUUCAGUGUAACAAAGUGUAAAAAUGUACGAUAAAAUACUUAAGUAUGUUAAUGGGCGUGAAAAGCCCCUGUAAAUUCCGAAUGAAAACUGUUCGAUUCUAAAUUACGAAUAAUGCCAAUAGAACGGAAAGCUUUAUUUAAUGAGUAAAUGUCGAUCAGCCUUAAAAUAGAGCCUUAAUAUUAUUUUUAUUAUAUCGGUUAGUACGAGAUGGGAUUAUGUGUAACGGGAACUACUUAAUUAUUCAAUGGCAAUAAUAUUUUGAAUGGGUUUUGUAAAUGAAUGUUCUAAAAUUUAGAGCAUUUUGGAAUGUGUAAAAAGACAAGAAACCACGGUAGCAGUGUACAUUAGACUAGAGCUAAGAAUACGAGUAGUCGAAUGUAGAAUAAUCUCUUGUACAUAUCAAAAUACGGUUUUGUAACAGCACUGAAUUGCGGUUUUUAUUUGUAACAAAAUGUACAAUCUCUUUUAAGGUACCGCAUUUAAUUCUAUUGCUAUUGUUUUUGGGGCUAUCUUUGUGGCGCGCAUGUUAUGUAUAGGCCGAUUUAACCCCUCAAUGUGAGCAAUUUUGAUAGAUUUAAUAACAUUUAGCUGCAGGUAAAGACAGCAUACUUCCACAUUUAAUCCUAUUUUUAUUUAAGUACAACCUUCCAUGCAUAACUUGUCAAUUGUUAUAUUUAAAUCCAUAUAACUUCCUCUCAAAGAUAAACUUAUCUUUCAUUGAAUCAUUUCGCAAAUGUGUAUGCCAAAAUAAAUAAACUGACAAUAGAAAAAUAGCAUAAUUUGCUACGCACUGAAGUUAGAAGUAAUCGAUAUAAAUAUAUCGAUACUUAUCGAUACUGCACACCACAAAGUGCGCUCUUCACGGCCUCAUGUCGAAUAAGUUUUAAGUACAUAAUAUAUAUUUUUACGUAAGUUGCGAUUUUUAAGUGGCAGCUGGGCACAUACAUGUGCAAUGAAAAUUCAUGUUUUGAACAUAAAUAGAUCUGAUUUUAUCGAUAUCGAAGGCGAUACUUUUGUCGUGCAUCGACAAGUAAUGCAUUCGCGAACAAAGAAAUUAUAUUUAUUAUAUCGAUGAUAUUGACAUUGUAUGUGAAUUUAAAUUUUUUAUACCGUAGAUGCGUUGCUUAUCGAUCGCAACAAGAUUGUCGACUUGAAACACUGUUGUUUUUAGUGUUUAUCUUGAAUUUAUCGUAUUUAUUUCAUAUUCAUUCAAAACUUUAAUAUGGGUCAUAAUUUUCAGUCAUUUAUAUUGUGGGAAUAAAGAAAAGCCGGGAAGUACCAACAUUUAAUUUACGCUACUAUAUCUCAAAAUUACAGAUCUUUCGUGAUAAACCUUAAACAAAUGGUGCCACAAUUAAACGCGUUCUGAAGUACAUUUAUAACCGAAUUUGCAAACAAUGCUACGAGAACGUACAGUGCACUAAUUCAGUGUCAACAAUGUUAUGGUUUGGCUUUCUUCAUCUUUGUUUAUCUGACAGCCAAGUGAAGUAAAGUUGUAUCAAUAUGAGCCAACAGCGUCCCUAUACCCUUUGCGAAGGUUGUCAUUCCAAAAGCAUUGGGAAACAAACUCGCUCCGUACUUACGAAGUAGCGUUUGUGAAUAUGAGCCUUACACAGUUUUCGUUGGUGGUAACAGUGUUUCAGAUCAUUUUAUAUGGGUGGUCUAGUCUGGUGUUUUGGAAUGUUCUAGGAGCAAGCAAUACGUGUGGACGAUCAUUGUCAAGUGUGCGAAUUGAUAACCAUAUCGAUAAUCGAAUGCGGUUUGUGUUGUCACGUUAUGAAAUUAGUUUGGCUGGAAGUUUGAUUUUUCCAUUAUUUAAUAUAAUGGAGUGAUUCAAAUACAGUUUUUUUAUCGAUAUUGCGUAUAGGGUAAUUUAAUCGAGUUUUUAAAAUAAAUUAAUCCAACCGAGGUUUUAAAAAUUUCAAUUUUUAACAGUCAAUAAAUAACAAGGUUUUAAAAUAUAAAGGAUAAAGAAGUAUGAAUUAUGUUGCGUGAGGUUACUGUCAUUUUAGAACGAGCAUGUGACUGAUAACUUGACGUCUAUUAUGUAACUCCAUACCAUAGACGUUAUAAAAAAAUCCAGUAGUGCUUCAUUAUACAAUCAAUUUUUAUUCUUUUUGCACUGAGUAUUUUUUCUGUGUAUUUACUAUUACGUGUAAAAAAAUAUACACAGUGUAGUCAAAUAUAUUCUAAAAAAAAUGUGUAGCUGAAUUGUUUGGUGAAAUGUACGAUCAAACGAAACCUAUCUCAAUGUUGGGUGGAAUUCAGGGUUCAAUAUUAUUUUGUCUUAGUACUACCAUAUAGUGUGUUGAAGCAAAUAAAAUAUUUCAUUAUUUCAAUCACAUUACGGUGGCUCCUAAGUAAACUAUCGUAUCUGGAAAAGUAGCGAUAUUCCCUUUUUAGGGUUUAGUCGUCAAUGUACUGUUUACAACCAAACUCAUUUAUUUCAAAAGUUAAUAAACGAAAAAAAAAACUUCUUUAAAAAUAAUUUUCUACCUUUUUUUAAUGGAUUUGGUCGUAAACUGUAGCUAGAUAAUGAAACGUUAAAAAAGGGUAUAUCGCUACCUAUGAUACGAUAGUUUACUUAGGAGCCAUGGAUUAGUCAAUUUCGAUAACGUGAUUCUUGAACGGUUAUUGCUGUAUAACCAAGGGAUUUUGAAGUUUGUAUUAUGUGUCUUCCAUAAAUUAAGUUUAAUAUUUUUUUAUAAUAAAAUAUCACAAAUAGUUUACGAUUAUUAAAAAAAAUAUUCAUGUAUGAAUUUUAAGUGGGUAUGUGCAUUUUUAGAUCAAUCAAGUUUUGGAAUAUCGAUAUGCUGCAUUCGAUUAUCGAUAAGAAGUGAACUAUUCGAUUAUUGGUGGUAUAUUGUUUUUAAAAUAAAUGUGGCUAUCCGAUAACAAAUGCUUAUAUUUAUGUAAGGAAGGAAUACUGGUUAAAUAUAAUAUAUUGGAAUUCUGUCCCAAACAUAUUAAUACCAUUACCAUUCAUAAAGUCCGCUGAUUGGAAAUGGUCAUUUCUUUAUAACGAACAGCACUUAUUCAAUUGUCGGAGUAUCCUUGAACUUUCAAUCAAUUUCAAAAAAAUAUUUUACUAAUAAAUCUCCACUGUCUUUGAGAUAUAGACUAAUAAUAAUUUGACAACAAUAUUCGAAAAAAUAACAACGAAUUAACAAUAUUAUUGAAUAAAAACAAUAUGCCACUAUGUUCCAUUGUUCUCAGGGUUAUAAUUCUAGACUGAAUAUAGACGCAGAUGCCUGAAAGAGUUUCACGUACCAGUAUUAUAUGUUAAAGGGUGUUCUGUUAUCACUGUCCUUAGCUUCGUUCUGCACUGGUUUUGUCAUGUUGUUGCAUAUUGCCUUGAAACUGGACAAGUUUGCCAUUUACUUACAUGUAAAUAUUCUAGCGGUAUAUAUAUAAUUUUUAUAUUAAAUGAAAAUAUACAUACUAUAAUCAGUUUU
Molecule: messenger RNA, 7049 nt
Organism: Manduca sexta (tobacco hornworm)
Lineage: Eukaryota; Metazoa; Arthropoda; Insecta; Lepidoptera; Sphingidae
Gene: cg
Product: zinc finger protein 189
Exons: 18
Coding region: 515-3199 (894 amino acids)
Biological process (GO): regulation of transcription by RNA polymerase II
Molecular function (GO): DNA-binding transcription factor activity, RNA polymerase II-specific; RNA polymerase II cis-regulatory region sequence-specific DNA binding
Source: RefSeq, a predicted model, not a curated record